Molecule: messenger RNA, 6795 nt
Organism: Pteropus alecto (black flying fox)
Lineage: Eukaryota; Metazoa; Chordata; Mammalia; Chiroptera; Pteropodidae
Gene: ADAMTS12
Product: ADAM metallopeptidase with thrombospondin type 1 motif 12
Exons: 24
Coding region: 356-5314 (1652 amino acids)
Biological process (GO): extracellular matrix organization; proteolysis
Cellular component (GO): extracellular matrix
Molecular function (GO): metalloendopeptidase activity
Source: RefSeq, a predicted model, not a curated record
GGGAGUCCUGGAGGAAGAUGCGCGGAGCUGGCGGCGAGGCCGGGCACGGGAGGCAGCGGGGUGGGGAUCUGGGGUGGGCUGCGCCCUGCAGCUCCAAUUCAUUCCACACCCCGCGCAAAGCAGCCGCUCUCAGCUGAAAUCACUCCCCUUUCAGGAGGAGGGAAGGGAAAUCAAGGUACCUAGCCCCUUUCUGCUUAAAAAAAGCGAAAGGAGAUCUGGGCAGCUUUGCGGCCACUCCCGCCCCACUCCUGGACCAUGCACCUCUGCGUCUCCCCGCUCAGCCACAGGCGAGGACUCAAUUUCUUGAGCUGAGAGCUAAAACUUGGUGACUUUUCUUCUCCCCAACAACCGAAUCAUGCCAUGUGUCCAGAGGAGCUGGCUUGCAAACCUUUUGGUGGUGGCUCAGCUCCUGAACUUUGGGGGCCUGUGCUAUGGGGAACCCCCUCAGCCGGGCCAGGUGCGCUUCCCGGACAGGAGGCAAGAGCAUGUCAUCAAGGGCCUGCCAGAAUACCAUGUGGUGGCUCCUGUCCGCGUCGAUGCAAGUGGGCACUUUCUGUCAUAUGGCUUGCACCACCCCUUCACCAGCAGCAGGAGGAAGAGAGACUUGGGUGGCCCAGAGGACCGGGUGUACUAUAGGAUUUCACACGAGGAGAAGGACCUGCUUUUUAACUUGACAGUCAAUCAGGGACUUCUUUCCAGAAGCUACAUUGUGGAGAGGAGAUAUGGGAACCUCUCCCAUAUUAAGAUGGUGGCUUCCUCGGCGCCCCCCUGCCAUCUCAAGGGCACGGUUCUGCAGCAGGGCACCAGAAUCGGGACUGCAGCCCUCAGUUCCUGCCACGGACUGACUGGAUUUUUCCGUCUACCGCACGGAGACUUUUUUAUUGAGCCUGUCAAAAAGCAUCCCCUGGUUGAGGGAGAGUACCACCCACACGUCGUUUACAAGAAGCAGAGGCAGAGAGUCCCGGACCUGAAGGAGCCAACCUGCGGAUUAAAGGACAGUCUCGGCACCUCCCAGAAGCUGGAGCUACAGAGGGAGAAAUGGGAGAGAAACAACUUGCCAAGCCGAAGCCUCUCCAGGCGGUCCAUCAGCAAAGAGAGGUGGGUGGAGACGCUGGUGGUGGCUGACACGAAGAUGGUCGAAUACCAUGGGGGCGAGAAUGUGGAGUCCUAUAUCCUCACCAUCAUGAACAUGGUCACAGGGCUGUUCCACAGCCCAAGCAUUGGCAAUGCCAUUCACAUUGUCGUGGUGCGGCUCAUUCUACUUGAAGAAGAAGAGCAAGGAUUGAAAAUAGUUCACCAUGCAGAGAAGACACUGUCCAGCUUCUGUAAGUGGCAGAAGAGCAUCAAUCCCAAGAGUGACCUCAACCCUGCCCAUCAUGAUGUGGCCGUCCUUCUCACCAGAAAAGACAUCUGCGCUGGUGUCAACCGCCCCUGUGAGACCCUGGGUCUGUCUCACUUGUCAGGAAUGUGCCAGCCUCACCGAAGCUGUAACAUCAAUGAAGACUCAGGCCUUCCUCUGGCUUUCACCAUUGCCCACGAGCUUGGACACAGCUUCGGCAUCCAGCACGACGGGAAGGAGAACGACUGUGAGCCCGUGGGCAGGCACCCGUACAUCAUGUCGCGCCAGCUCCAAUACAAUCCCACCCCGCUGACGUGGUCCAAGUGCAGCAAGGAGUAUGUCACCCGCUUCCUGGACCGAGGAUUGGGGUUCUGUCUUGAUGACGUCCCCCAGAAGAAAGGCUUGAAGUCCAAGGUCAUUGCCCCUGGAGUGAUCUAUGAUGUUCACCACCAAUGCCAGCUGCAGUAUGGCCCCAAUGCCACCUUCUGCCAGGAAGUAGAAAAUGUUUGCCAGACACUGUGGUGCUCGGUGAAGGGCUUUUGUCGAUCAAAGCUGGAUGCUGCUGCAGAUGGAACACGAUGUGGCGAGAAGAAGUGGUGUAUGGCUGGCAAGUGCAUCACGGUGGGAAAGAAACCAGAGAGCAUUCCCGGAGGCUGGGGCCGCUGGUCUCCCUGGUCCCACUGCUCCAGGACCUGUGGGGCCGGAGCCCAGAGUGCAGAGAGGCUCUGCAACAACCCCGAACCAAAGUUUGGCGGGAAGUACUGCACGGGGGAAAGAAAGCGCUAUCGCUUGUGCAACGUCCACGCCUGCCCCCCGGGCACACCAACGUUUCGGCAGAUGCAGUGCAGCGAGUUCGACACUGUUCCCUACAAGAAUGAAUUCUACCACUGGUUUCCAGUUUUUAAUCCAGCACAUCCUUGCGAGCUCUACUGCCGACCCAUAGAUGGCCAGUUUUCCGAAAAAAUGCUGGAUGCUGUCAUUGAUGGUACCCCUUGCUUCGAAGGUGGCAACAGCAGAAAUGUCUGUAUUAAUGGCAUGUGUAAGAUGGUCGGCUGUGACUAUGAGAUCGAUUCCAGCGCCACGGAGGAUCGCUGUGGCGUGUGCCUCGGGGAUGGCUCUGCCUGCCAGACCGUGAGGAAGAUGUUUAAGCAGAAAGAAGGAUCUGGUUAUGUUGACAUCGGACUGAUUCCAAAAGGAGCAAGGGACAUACGGGUAAUGGAGGUGAAAGGAGCUGGAAACUUUCUAGCCAUCAGGAGUGAAGACCCUGAAAAAUAUUACCUCAAUGGAGGAUUUAUUAUCCAAUGGAAUGGCAACUACAAACUGGCAGGAACUGUCUUCCAGUAUGACAGGAAAGGAGACCUGGAGAAACUGAUGGCCGCGGGUCCCACCAAUGAGUCAGUGUGGAUCCAGCUUCUAUUCCAGGUGACUAACCCUGGUAUCAAGUAUGAGUACACCAUCAGGAAAGAUGGCCUUGACAAUGAUGUGGAGAAGCUGGUGUACUUCUGGCAGUAUGGCCGCUGGACAGAAUGCAGUGUAACAUGUGGAACAGAAAUCUAUGCAAAAAACCAACAACACGAUAUUAUAAAUUGGGCUAACUGUCACAAAACCAGCUUCUUCUCCACACCCCACCUUUCAAAGGUAAAGAGGACCCUCAGAGAAUACCCGUUCUCUUCAUUUUCUGUCUCGCAGCCACAUUUGCUUUCACUCCUGCCCUAUCUGUGGGGAGUGACUUUGGGGUGCACUCAUCCUGGUGCUAAUCCAUCUCACUGUGUCCACUGUAAUUUUCAGGAUCUCCUUAUGCCAGGUGCUCUGCCAGGCCCUAGAGCUGUGAUUGAACAUGCAGAGCACCCUCUAAUGGGCUGGGGCAUCUCCAAGGACCUCUUGACUCUGUAUGCUGUACCUCUUCUCAGUGAUGGAAUUGAAUAUGUCUAUCUAUAUAUGGUGAUGAUCUUCCCUCACUUGUCCAUGUGUGUCUGCAGGUGGUGGGCAGGGGAGUGGGAAGUGUGUUCGGCGACUUGCGGGCCCCACGGAGAGAAGAAGCGAACGGUGCUGUGCAUCCAGACCGUGGGCGCUGACGAGCAGGCUCUGCCCGCUAAAGACUGCCAGCACCUGCUGAAGCCCAAGGCCCUCAUUUCCUGCAACAGAGACAUCUUGUGUCCAUCAGACUGGACAGUCGGCAAUUGGAGUGAGUGUUCUGUUUCCUGUGGCGGCGGAGUGCGGAUUCGCAGUGUCACAUGUGCCAAGAACAAUGAUGAGCCUUGCGACUUGACAAGGAAACCCAACAGCCGAGCUCUGUGUGGCCUCCGGCAAUGCCCGUCCAGCCGGAGAGUUCUGAAACCCAACAAAGGCACAAUUUUCAAUGGGAAAAAACUACCAACAUCUGAGCAAGACCCCUUAAAGCCCGUCCCUUCAAUGACAUCGAAUCCCAGAAUGCUGACCACAGCCACAGUGCCUGAGUCCGUGAGCACGAGUUCUCUGGCAGUCACUAGCCCUAGUCCUACCACAGCCUCCAAAGAGGGAGACCUGGGUAGGAAACAGUGGCAGAAUGGUUCAACCCAGACUGAGCUGGACUCCCAUUAUGUCGCUUCCCCUGGAAGUACGUCCCAGCCCAUCCUCACUUCCUGGUCUCUGAGUGUCCAGUCAAAUGAAGAGAAUGUUUCCAAUUCAGACCCUGGCCCUAACUCAGAUGGUGACCUUUCAGCCACAACAACGAGUGGUUCUGAUUUGUCACCUUCUAGCAACCCUGUGACUUGGCAGGUGACUCCAUUUUACAAUACCUUGACUAAAGAACCAGAAACAGAGAUUCAUAGUGGCUCAGGGGAAAACAGUGAACAGCCUGACAACAAAAAUGAAAAUAGCUCUAUAGCAUGGACCAAGAUCGGAGUACCUGGAAAUGAUGCUUCAGUGGAAAGAAGUACAGAAAUGCCACUGGGACCUCCACCUUCACCUUAUCUUUCGGGGGCAUCCUUGUGGUCACCUUUCAGCACGGUGACAGAAGGACUGCUACCCAGCCAAGGGCCUACUACUCUCAAAAAUGAUACGCCAAGAGCUGAGGGGAUGGUCACUGAAAAGCCAGCUAACACGCCACUUCCUCUGGGUGGAGACCGCCAGCCAGCACCCUCAGAAAAGUUGGUAAACCUCAGCCUCCCAGAACUUCCAAACACGACUCCAACACAGAGUUCUGAACUGGUCCUGACUGAAGAAGAUGCAACAAGUCUGAUUGCUGAGGGGUUUUUGCUGAACGCCUCCAAUUACAAGCAGCUCUCAACAGGCCACAGCACCGCAUACUGGAUUGUUGGUAACUGGAGUGAGUGCUCCAGGAACUGCAGUGGGGGCUUCCAGAUGCGGGAGAUUCAGUGUGUGGACAGCCGGGACCACCGGAGCCUGAGGCCGUUUCACUGCCAGUUCCUGGCCGGCGUUCCUCCCCCGCUGAGCAUGAGCUGUAACAUGGAACCCUGCGAGGAGUGGCGGGUGGAGCCCUGGAGCCAGUGUUCCAGGUCCUGUGGAGGCGGAGUUCAGGAGAGAGGAGUGACUUGUCCGAGAGGCCUCUGCGAUUGGGCAAAAAGGCCCACAUCUACUGCACCCUGCAACAGGCAUCCUUGUUGUCACUGGGCCACUGGAAACUGGGACCUGUGCACCGCUUCCUGUGGAGGUGGCUUUCAGAAGAGGACGGUCUAUUGUGUCUCCUCUGAGGACAAUAAAACUGAAGACCAGGACCAAUGCCUGUGUGAUCAUGAACCCAGACCUCUGGAAUUCCAAAACUGCAACCAGCAGGCCUGCAAGAAGAGUACUGAUGUGCUUUGCACCAAGGACAACUUAUCAGCCAGUUUCUGCCAGACACUGAAAACCAUGAAGAAAUGUUCCGUGCCCACCGUGCGGGCUCAGUGCUGCCUUUCAUGCUCCCAGACACACGUCGUCCACACCCGAAGGCCUUUGAGAAAGCCACAGUCACUCAAAAACCCUAAAGCAUUCUAAAUCCAGGAGAAAGCCACCUGCCACCAUAGACUGCUGCAGCCUACUGACAGUGACCUGUUCUAGCCCCAGGGACCACUUCGUGGAGAUUUUAUUCUGUGCAUUUCAGGUCCAACUUUGGGUCAUAACAAAACAAAAUCCACUGUGUUUCAUUGGCCAGAAAAUGUCCCUCACAGGAGGCGUGGGACUGUAACACUUGCUGUUCCCUGAUGGGCAGGUGAGAUACCCAGGAGAAUUAGGCAUCUCCUGGGUCUAGCUCCUAGGAAAGGUGCCAGACUAGGCAAGUCUAUGAAAUGAUGUCUCCCCCUACCCAAAGAGAAAAACAAAGAGACCAGAUUUUUCCCAUACUACCUCAAAAGUAUCAAGAAACAAAGCCACACUUAUUCAGGAAACAAAGAAUCUUGUUAACUGACCUUGGGAGAAUCAUUCUUUUUUUUCUCUCUCUCUGCCACUCUGUUCAGGGCAGCUGCUGUUUAAAAUGUCAUGGGUGAACUUUUAGGAACAUUCCUUUAAUUCAUUCAGACAGAGGACCACUUUCUUCACCUACUAUUCAACUAGGGAAGAAGAGAAAGUGCUGGCUACAUCUGUCAGUCUGUCCCUAAUCCCUGUAGAGUGGACCUUUGGGCUCUUCAGACUCCCAUGCCCACCUAGACACACUAGAAUAAGAGGAAACAGGCAGAAACUAAGAUUUAGUAAACCUAAGGGAUUUAGGUUAGUUACACAGAAGACACUUCUGACCCAAGGAUAAUUUGCAUGAACUCUCUUAAAAAGCAAAUGAACAGAAGUCAAUUUCUUGCUAGUACAGUUGACCCUUGGACAACACAGGUUUGAACUGCAUGGGUCCACUUACACGCAGAUGUUUUCAAUUAACAGCUUUACUGUUUUCCAUCCACAGUUGGGAGUCUGUGGAUAUGGAGGGCUGGCUAUGUGCAUUGAUCUACGCCAUUUUAUAUAGGGGACUUGAGCAUCCACGCAUUUUGGUAUCUGUUGGCGGGGGUUCUGGAACUAAUACCCCAUGGAUACCAUGGGACAAUUUACAUUUGGGGGAGUCAAAAGUUAUAUGUGGAUUUUUAACUGUAUGGGGUUCGGCACCCCAACCCCUGCGUUGUUCAAGGGGCAACUAUAAAAGAAAGGGAACAUGGGCCUUUAUUCUGCCCAUUCCUUUGCAAAAAAGCAAAUGAGUCUUCCUGUCUGACUUUCCCUCAGCAUAGUCCCUGCCUGAGUCAUCAAUCAGCUCAGGUUGGAAAAUGGUGUUCCUGAGGAAAUAUUCCAAAGAAGGAGGUAAACUGAUUUAAGUACAAGAACUUAGUACAAAUUUCUAGCCUGGAAGAAAAAAAAAAACUUCUCAAAAGUGGGGUAAAGAUGACCUAUGUAAAGUGCACCUAGUAGUUACUUUUGAGGGUCUUUUACCCGCAGGGAGCAGGCCAGGCAGGAGGAGUCCAAAAAAUUGAAAUAAAAGAUUUGUUCUAAAUCUUCCCACCACC